GCCAGGCCUUGCCGGGUUUCCUGAGCCUCGUUCGCUAGGCCCAAGCCUGGCGCGCUCUUGCAGAGAAGGAGAUCCCCGUUUCCUGGAGGAGGCGGAGAUCCCAACCAGAAGCAAGUGCAGGCUGGCGGGGGGAAAAACGUGGCGGGUGUGAUGCAGCCUGAAAGCGGCGGCCGGCCCGGAAGGGGAGGCAGAAAGCAAAACCGAAGGCGGCUGAGCGGCCGGGAGCGUCAGCCAGAAGGCGUCGGAGGCUGCACCGAAGACAGCCACAACCGGGGAAGCGGGAGCCGAGGAAGAGGCGGAGGACGUGGCAGGCGAGACUCUCGUGGCACAGCAGCCGCCACAUCUUCCUCCACUCCUCAUUGUUAUGAACCGGCUGCUGCUGAUUUCGAAUUGCAAGAGGAGGAAAAGGAAGAACAGGGAAGUUAUUCAAGAAGAAAGCUAGUUUCUAACUGGUAUCGUUAUGAAGAUGCUGAGAAGGAAAUACAAAGCGACAGUAGUGAAUCUCAGCGUGGGACAGACUUUAGUGUUCUGCUUAGCUCUGCAGGCGAUUCCUUUAUGCAGUUCAGAUUUGCAGAAGAAAAGGAGUGGGUCACAGAAAACCUUUGCCCUAAACAGUUACCUGGGUUCUAUGCUGACUGCCAGUCACUGGUCCAAGCAUUUGAAGAGCUGCCUCUGCAUCUCAAACUGAAUGUGGCUGCUGAUCUGCUGCAGGAUGCAGUACCUGCCACACUUCCCCCCAUUAAAUCGAAAAGUGAUGACAUCUCCAAGAGGACCGGUGCUCAUUUACAGCAGCUUGUGGGGCCAAGUCCAGUUGUGCCAAGCAGUUGUUCUGCUGAAGUCUCUGCUGCCCACUUGAUCCCACCUAAUAAAGAUGGAUUUGAAAUUAUUUCUUCAGAGGCCCUCCCGAAAAACCCUUUAGCUUCACACCAAGAAACAGAUCAAUUGGACAAAGACUUGGAUUUACUUCUGAAGUUGGAUGCUCCAGUUGAUUGUGAAACCAGCUCUGUGGUGGAAGCAAUGCCCCACAGCAAAAUGUAUGAGGAAGAGUUGGAAAAGUCUUUUGAAGAAAAUGAGCUUGAUGGAACUGGAGAAAAAAGCCCAGUAUCUCAACAGCAGCAAGUUGAAUCCAAAAGUAUUACUGAAGAAGACCUUGAAGACUGGUUGGACAGCAUGAUUUCCUAAGGCUUGCACUUUGGCUGUAACACUAGUAUCUGAAAAAUGAAGAUAAUAAUGGCUGGAUAUGAAAUAUUCAUUUGCAAGCAUUCAAAUUAAGUAGCCGUAUUGCGUGACAUUUUGAAAUGGCAUAUGCGGACUACUUCCAGGAAAUAUGUGUGUUAUCAGCAGAGAAUUAUUUAUAUCAAAAUGUCUGAAGAAAUGUAAUUACAUUAAUCAUAAAUUCUUGUAGAAAAAUUCAGAACUGUAUAAGUGGCUCAGGCAACCUAACACAGAUAAAAGCAAAACAUGUUCUGGUUUUUGUUGUGCAACUGUAAAGAAGAGCUAGUGCAGCUGUGUGUUAAUUCUACAGUUUGUAAUACAGCUUUCAAGGUAGUUUCUAACAAAAAAUAAUAAAGUGUGACAAAAUUGGA
Messenger RNA from Sphaerodactylus townsendi, 1586 nucleotides. It is a transcript of the gene AVEN, whose product is annotated as apoptosis and caspase activation inhibitor. NCBI's taxonomy places the organism in Eukaryota, Metazoa, Chordata, Lepidosauria, Squamata, Sphaerodactylidae. Gene Ontology annotation, biological process: negative regulation of G2/M transition of mitotic cell cycle. The record is from RefSeq and is a predicted model, not a curated record. Bases 151 to 1182 code for a protein of 343 amino acids. The transcript has 6 exons.